GCGUUGCUUUCUCGACGACUCGGACGAUAUACUUACAUGACAUGCCUAUGCGCCAUGCCCAGCGAAAGCAUAUCAUACACUCCCUCAGUUCACUCCUCUACCAGUUACACACCGUCUCCUUCCUCCUCUCUCCGAGACUAUGGCCUUUGCUCUGUCGCAUUGCAACUCAGUUCCAGUUCUCUCGCCCACGCGACAUUGACUCGCAGCGGUCCCUCCGAUUCUGGUUCAUCCUCGUCGUCCUCGUCAACCUCCAGAGCUUCUACAACCACAUAUUCAAGGGGCCGGCGGAGGGGAGGUCGAUCAUCCUCGACUUUGUGGGCCUCGCCCACAAACCGUCGAAAGUUUUCCUGCUUUCUCUCGACUCCCUCAUCGUGUUCCUCGAAUUCAUCCUCAUCAUCAUCGCAUACGAGACGUCCUUCGUGCUCGCCUCGCCGCCUGAUACCUCAGACCCGCUUCUCCCACAUCCUAUACCCCCAAGUUCUGCAUUAUCACUCACCCUCGGCGACCCAGACACCAAGCCGCUCGAUUCGGCAUCCCCCGCGUAUAACGACGAGCCCGAAUAUAUCGUCGACAUACGACUGGGCCCGCUUCUCCGACGGCUAAGAAACCCUCCAACACCUCCGCCGCCUCAACAGAACAACCCCAGCGACGAACUCCUUCCCCUCCCUAACACCACUUCCUUCCAGUUAUCCCAGAGUCUUAACAUGCUUGCCCGCGCCCGGGCGAGGAUGCGUGAGCGCGCGGCUCGGGCUGCGGACAAUCAGCGGACAGACCAGUCCGCAGGUGAGUCAGAUAGGACGAGGGAACGACAGUCGGGCGAGCCGCGAGAGGAAAGAACUGUUCCUGGAGGACUAAGAGAGGAAGGGGAGGAUGGUUCAUGACACUGGCGUGUGCGCGCGGGGCAUGUACCAUUAUAGAAUGUGGUGACAGUGGUUCGUUGCGUGCCGAUACGAUAUGAUUGUAGCCGCUCGCCUCCGUGGCGACUAAUGGGAAUUCACCAUUUCCGUUUCAUCGCUUCGCGCAUGCAUUGCCCGAACUUGUCGAACGCCUCUUUGCACGAAUCCUUCUGGACGUCCGUGUAUGUCGCUAGAAUGCACUUUCCGUAAGCCGACGCUGCCGCAGAGCAGGUAGUGGUGGAAUGCAAAGCGAGGCGGCGGAGAGGUGUGGUCGUGGUCUUUGUGACCUGCUUCAUUGUUG
Messenger RNA from Dichomitus squalens LYAD-421 SS1, 1197 nucleotides. RefSeq lists its product as uncharacterized. The coding region runs from base 42 to 881 and encodes 279 amino acids. The transcript has 4 exons. The record is from RefSeq and is a predicted model, not a curated record. Lineage: Eukaryota; Fungi; Basidiomycota; Agaricomycetes; Polyporales; Polyporaceae.